Molecule: messenger RNA, 3864 nt
Organism: Cimex lectularius (bed bug)
Lineage: Eukaryota; Metazoa; Arthropoda; Insecta; Hemiptera; Cimicidae
Gene: aPKC
Product: atypical protein kinase C
Exons: 15
Coding region: 248-2023 (591 amino acids)
Biological process (GO): protein phosphorylation; establishment or maintenance of cell polarity
Molecular function (GO): ATP binding; protein serine/threonine kinase activity; protein binding
Source: RefSeq, a predicted model, not a curated record
CAUGAAUAGUGACUAAGGUUACACAGUUACACACUCACACCUAGGAUUGUCGGUCCGCUUUUACGAAUACCUGGGAUGACAGUCGGUUGAAAGGACAACAAACGCGACUGUUGGUUUUAAUGGAGUUUUGAUAAACAAGACUUCUCUUAUCUUCACGUUGGAUUGCCUUUGGGAGGUGUACAUUGUAGUGACUAGGUUUUAUAAGCGUAGAAUUAGAAAGAGCAAAAGAUUUUUUAACAAACUAAUCAUGCCUACCCAACUUGCGUCAGAUGUAGAAAUUCCAGAAAUUCGCGUUAAAACCGCAUACAAUGGGGAGAUUAUGAUUACAUACAUAGAUCCUCAUGUAACACUAGAUCAGCUUUGCCAAGAAAUGCGCGAUAUAUGCCGCUUUAAUCAGGAACAGGUUUUCACAAUGAAAUGGGUGGAUGAAGAUGGUGAUCCUUGCAUUAUCUCGACACAAAUGGAGUUGGACGAGGCCAUCCGGCUUUAUGAAAUAAACAAAGACACGGAGCUCACCAUUCACGUUUUUCCCAAUGUGCCACCAGCGCCAGGAAUGCCAUGUCAGGGCGAAGACAGGAGCAUUUACCGCAGAGGAGCAAGACGAUGGCGGAAGCUUUACAGGGUCAACGGCCACAUAUUCCAAGCUAAGAGGUUCAACAGACGAGCCUUCUGCGCUUUCUGCCAAGACAGAAUAUGGGGUCUUGGUCGGCAGGGUUUUAAAUGCAUACAGUGCAAGUUGUUAGUGCAUAAAAAGUGUCACAAAUUGGUUCAGAAACCUUGUAGCAAUGAAGCGGUCGAGCCCAUCAUCAAAGAUGAGUCCAACGGGGACACCCCGACUAUCAGCACUCCCAUCAUGGACCAUCAGACCGACCUCAAAGACUUUCCUGAACCUCCCAUGGACCUCACUUCGGAUUCCGUGCCGAUUGAAGACCCAUCGAAACCUGAUGACAGCUUGGAACCGGGUUCUCAAAGGCAGUACUCCAUUGCUGAUUUCGAACUGAUCAAGGUUAUUGGAAGAGGUUCUUACGCCAAAGUAUUAAUGGUAGAGCUAAAGAAAACUAGAAGAAUUUAUGCUAUGAAAGUCAUUAAAAAAGCUUUAGUGACUGACGAUGAGGAUAUCGAUUGGGUUCAGACUGAAAAGCAUGUCUUCGAAACAGCUUCAAACCACCCGUUCCUGGUCGGUCUUCAUUCGUGUUUCCAGACGCCGUCUCGCCUCUUCUUUGUGAUAGAAUUCGUAAGGGGCGGAGACCUGAUGUUCCACAUGCAACGGCAGCGCAGGCUUCCCGAGGAGCAUGCAAGGUUCUAUGCCGCUGAAAUUAGUUUAGCGCUCAAUUUCUUACACGACAAAGGAAUCAUAUACCGAGACUUGAAAUUGGACAAUGUUCUUUUGGACCAUGAAGGCCAUAUCAAACUGACGGACUAUGGUAUGUGUAAAGAAGGAAUAAGGCCUGGCGAUACUACAGCAACAUUCUGCGGUACACCCAAUUAUAUUGCUCCAGAAAUUCUCAGAGGAGAAGACUACGGAUUCAGUGUUGAUUGGUGGGCCUUAGGAGUUCUCCUUUACGAGAUGCUUGCUGGAAGAAGUCCGUUUGAUAUUGCUGGAGCUUCUGAAAACCCAGAUCAAAAUACGGAAGAUUAUUUAUUCCAAGUCAUUCUGGAAAAGACCAUCCGUAUUCCCCGUUCGCUGUCGGUAAAAGCUGCCUCCGUACUUAAAGGGUUCCUCAAUAAAAAGCCCGAGGACAGGCUUGGCUGCUGCAGAGAGUCUGGCUUUAUGGAUAUAGUGAACCACCCGUUCUUCAAAAGCAUCGAAUGGGAAACGCUGGAGCAGAAGCAGGUGACGCCCCCGUACAAGCCGAGGUUGGAUUCGGAUCGAGACCUGGCCAACUUCCCUCCCGAAUUCACAGACGAGCCGGUCCACCUGACUCCGGACGAUCCGCGUGUGAUCGAGAAGAUAGACCAAAGCGAGUUCGAAGGGUUCGAGUACGUAAACCCGUUGUUGAUGUCCCUGGAGGACUGCGUGUGACAAGAAUGCUGGGAGGACCCAGUGAUCGAGUUCAGGUCCAUCCUGUUGCCUCGGUCGCCAGAACGACCAUCCUCGAGGUCCGGCCUACUCUCAUGCCUAACACUCCGAUAGACAUCACCGUCAAAGAGAACAAAAAUAACGUCAAAAAAUCAUGCUCAACACAUACUCCGAUCGCAGUCAAAAAAUUAGGUGGUACGAAAAAAAAGCAAAAAAAAAGCAACGCUCGAUAACGAAAGAAAAAUAUGACGCACCUGUUCAGUUUUUAACAUUAGUGGGUUUUGUUUUCGUUAAAUAGCAUACGUCGAAUAUGCAGCACUAAAGUGUAACUGUGAUUAUAUGAACAAAAACCCGAAACCCUUUGGGUUGACCUAUUUGAAUAAUCCUAUUAUACUGUCCCUUGACCCCUUAAGGGUCCGCAAUAGUAUCUUAAUUCUCGGAUCUUCGCCUAUGUAGUCGAUACUGAUAUAACAUAACCCAUUAAAAAAAUAAAAUAAAAAUAAAAUAAAAAAGUAAUAAGUAUUAGUGAACUAUGAAUAAAACGGACGACUUUCAUAAAUAUAUAUAUUAUACAUAGAGGGCUAAAAUUUAUUGCCAAUAUGCUAUAUUAAAAAAUAAUAUACUGUAGUAUAAGAAAAAAAUUAUAAAGAAAAAAUGCACUCUAUUAAAACUUAUCGAAAGGCACGUUUUAUUUUGUAUUCUUUUUUUAUAUUAUUUUCUGUUAUCUUGAUUUUUUUAAAGAAAUAAUAUUUUUAUUUCCAAAUUAAAAUAGUUAACUUAUUGUUGUUUUAUUUUGAGACCACGUAAAUUAUUGUAUCUUCUUCUGUGCUUCCAACUAGUGAUUUGUUUUUAAAUUUUUUUUUUAAAUUUAAAAAGCUUGUAAAUUAUUUUUGUUAUUUUCUAAAAGCGGAACUUUCUUCCAUUUGGAAACGAAAUUUAAAAAAAAAUCCUUGGCGAAAUGGACGUAAAUAUUUAAGGACUGCAAUGCCUAAUCCAAAAAGCCGUUCAUUUAGGUAAAACUAAGUGCCAUUCUUACAUCCCCAACAUUCCUGGAAAUUUUAAACGAAGAACUACAUCCUCGCACUGCGUCUUUUAAUUUAUUCGAGCCAUUUAAAAAAACAAAAACAUCUACGAUCGCGAGCAUAAAAUUUAUGAGCGGUCGUAAUAAAAAAAAAAUAUAUAUAAAAACAUUCCAGUCACAAAUGGUCAAUUUAUUAAAGAACGCGAUGUCCAAUUCUUUAAAAUUUUCACCCCAUUUUUUUAAAAUUUUUAUAGUUAGUUCCAACUUCUUUAAAUUUCCAAAAUUAUAUUUGUAGAAAAGUAUGUACAAAAACGGCGAUUUAACCAGGAUUAAAUAAUAAAAAAUAAAUCGGUCGAAUCAUGUAUAGAAGUUUUUAUUUAUCGCUUUCUAUACGUGUAUAUUACCUUGUAAAUACCAGCGUAUUUGAAUGUAAAAACAAAAAAAAUUAGUGUAUGUUGAAUUGUACCGGCGAAAUUUGUACAAAUUAAAAAAAUAAAUAAUAGAAAUUUCAGGAAUUUAUUGAUUGAUGCGGGGAUCGCCCUUCUGGCAAGUGUGUCUAUGUUUGAUGAGAGGGAAAUUUUUUUAUGCUUAGUUAUGAUAGUUAUGCUUCGUCUAAUCAACCAUCACUGUUUUCAUUUUUUCUUAAUAAUUAACUAAUUUAUCGGUAGAAUUAUAAGGUCAGUAUUAAGUUAAAAUUUUAUAUAUUUCUUUCUUUUCAAUUUAGAUUGUAUAUUUUACGUAUUCAUUUUUUUGUUUCUUUGUAUACAUUAAGUUAAAACUUUCUUAAUUUGUAUUGCCCCAUGAAAAAAAAAAUGAAAAUAAA